Molecule: messenger RNA, 1180 nt
Organism: Pelagomonas calceolata
Lineage: Eukaryota; Pelagophyceae; Pelagomonadales; Pelagomonadaceae
Source: the annotation of a GenBank genome assembly
GCGGCAUGUAAGGCACUAGGAUGUAGGCGGAUGUUUCCAAAGCGGCUAGCCAUACCGCCAUUGCUGGCAUUCUUGCAGUGCCGUUAAUCGACUAAUAAUUGCCACAGCAAUGGCGGCCUCGCGCUUUUCCCCUCCUGCUACACCUCUGCUUGUGGGAGAGCGGUAUCUCCCCGACGACGUCCUGCAGCGCGUACUUGUGGGCCUCCCUUUAGAUGAUCACCGCGCGGCGGCGUCGGUCUGUAAAUCAUUCCGCGGGAUCAUCACUGGCCCGCGUUUUCUCGCGGCCCGCCGAGGGUAUGGCUUCGCGGAGCGCGGCGUUGUUACCGUCUUUCGUGGAGACGGCGGGCUGCAAAUAAAAACGGCGCACAAGAGCGACGUCAUGGCAACCAUUCCCGUUAACCGUCUAUCUUAUUACAGCACGACGACCGACGGCGGUGCGAGGCUGUUUGUCUGUACUAGGGGCUGGUCACCGCCGACGGCAGAGGACACUCCCGGUCAAAUUCUGGCGUUGGAUCCCUCGUCACGCCGAUGGAGACGUUUCGCAACGCUGCCACAGGUCAGAGGUGUGCACUGCCUCAUGUGGCAUGCUGGUCUCCUGUACGUCGCUGGCGGCAUCAGUAGUUCUACUGGUAUCCCUACUAAUUCUUUCCAUGUGUACAGCGAAGCAACUGGGUUGUGGGAGGAGCUGCCUCCGAUGCUGCAUGCCUGCGUGCGGGCGGCGUCGGGCGUCAUUGGCAGCGAGCUGUUCAUUGCGGAUGGUGAGGGUUUGACGACGUUGCAGAUUUAUGACAUCGCCACCAGGACGUGGCGAGUCGGCGCACCACCACAGGGGUGGUCAAAUCCAGGAAGUGGUGCAAGAAAAACCAAGGGCGUCGUCGUGGACGGGAAGUUGUUUCUAUUCAGUUCCCGCCAAAGUCCGUUGGUGUACGACCCCCAGUCCAACACGUGGAGUGAGGAGGCGGUGCCCGAGAUUCAUGGUUCCUCUGUGUGGCAUGCCUGCGCCCACGAGGGCCGCGUUGUCGUCUUCUUGUGGAACGGCAAGGCAUUCGAGCGAGCCGCCGGCGGCUCUUGGUCCCUCUACACACGUGCCGAGGCGAACAGAUGUAACAUCGACGGGACCCGUCGGUUAAUAUAUAAAAAAAGAUGUGUCUCCGGCUCCGUCCUCCUCGGCUAAGCGAGG